Molecule: messenger RNA, 1752 nt
Organism: Bathycoccus prasinos
Lineage: Eukaryota; Viridiplantae; Chlorophyta; Mamiellophyceae; Mamiellales; Bathycoccaceae
Product: aldose 1-epimerase
Exons: 1
Coding region: 1-1752 (583 amino acids)
Biological process (GO): glucose metabolic process; beta-D-galactose catabolic process via UDP-galactose, Leloir pathway
Molecular function (GO): carbohydrate binding; aldose 1-epimerase activity
Source: RefSeq, a predicted model, not a curated record
AUGUCCUCCAAUACUGGCACGAACAAAUUCCCUUCGAUCGUCCUCCCUUCGAUCGCGCUCGCGUCCACCGCGUGCGCUUUACUCGUCCAAAACCACCACAGAGUUGGACACGUUCCCGCGAUUUUUAAGCGCAUUUUUGGACGGUUUGGAGAGAAGAAAACAAAGAAGACAAAGGAAAAGGAGACACCUUUUGACGAGAACGAAACGAUUAAAACUUCUUCUUCAAACGACGAGAAGGACGACGACGCAAAAGCAGCGAACAAAAGCAGCAGCAGUAAAGAAGUUAAAGAAAAAGUUAUUAAAGAAGAAAAAAUUGGUUUUCUUUCCCCACAAGAAAAAAUGGAGCAAAAAAUGGAGCGAAACGAGGAGCGCGUGAGACGCGCGAACGAGAAAGGGUUCGAGAUGAUCACCAUUCGCGCGAGCAGUCGAGAGGACGCGAAGAAAAGAGAACGGGCGAAGACGACGACGAAAGAGUUGUUGUUCGGGAAGAAGAGGAUGAAGAUGAAGAAAGGCGCGAGCGACGAGAGCGAGGAAGAGGAAGAGGAGGAGGAAGAAGAGGAGGACGUGAGAAUAGAGGUUGAUAUUUCCACGUUUGGGGCGGCGAUUGUGGCGCUGAGAGUGCCGAGUAAAGAAAGCGAGGACGUGGAGGAUGUCGUUUUAGGUUUUAAUUCAGUGGAGGAGUACGCGAAAGUGGACGACCAUCCGUACUUUGGCGUCGUCGUAGGGAGAGUCGCGAAUAGGAUCAAAGAUGGGAAAUAUACCUUAGAUGGCGUGGAAUAUAAGUGCGAUCGAAACGAUGGGGAGAAACACACGUUACACGGCGGUCUUGAAGGCUUGGACGUGAAACGAUGGACGCUGAAAGACGUGUCGGAAAGCCACGUGGAAUUGAGCGUGUUGAGCGGAGAUUUAGAGCAAAAAGGGUUCCCGGGAAAUUGUAAGAUUUCCGUCGUGUAUCGAGUGCGGAUUAUUGAGCGCGCGAAAAUUCGCGAGAGGAAGAAAAUGUCUCUGUUGGAAGCGCCGUCGUGCGAGUUGUACGUGGAAAAGUACGCGUCGCUUACGUGCGAGUUCAAAGCGACGACGGACGCCAAGACGCCGAUUUGUUUGGCGCAACACUCGUAUUUCAAUCUUAGCGGGUGCGAUUCGAACGAAGACGUUGGGUAUCACUUGGCGGAGUUUCCGAACGUGUCGAAGUACUUAGUUUUAGACGAUGAAAAUAUUCCAACCGGUGAAAUCCGCGAAUGUCACGAGGCGUUUGAUUUCUCCGAGAAAAGGUUAGUCUUUGCGCAGUUGCCGCCUAUGCGCACGCCGCUCGGAUUCGAUCACAAUUUUUGCAUCGACGGCGACAACUUCUCGAGAUCGGUGAAUAAUCGUCCGAAAUCGUACUUUGCGGUGGAAGAUUCUAACUAUUCGCGACAUGCAAGCAUUCCAUCGACGCGAUUUAACGAAAGUUUAACCCAUUGCGCGUCGUUCGAAAGUUCUUCGAGCGGACGUACCAUGGACGUAUACACCGACGCCCCCGGCUUUCAAUUUUACACCGGCAACUUUCUCGAUGGCACCACGAGAGGUAAAAACAACGUCGCAUACGACGCAAACACGGGUUUCUGCGUCGAAACGCAGUGGUGGCCAAACGCAGUCAACGAAAAAGACUUUCCGGAUUCAGUGCUGGAGGUUGGUCAAACCUACGUCCACAACACUUGCUACGAGUUUGGUUUGAAUAAAGGGAUUGGAGCGAGCUUCGUGGCUUCGUAUUGA